Messenger RNA from Cavia porcellus (domestic guinea pig), 1269 nucleotides. RefSeq names its product carcinoembryonic antigen-related cell adhesion molecule 1-like. Gene Ontology annotation, cellular component: plasma membrane; cell surface. The transcript has 5 exons. Bases 1 to 1269 code for a protein of 422 amino acids. The record is from RefSeq and is a predicted model, not a curated record. Gene Ontology annotation, molecular function: protein tyrosine kinase binding. NCBI's taxonomy places the organism in Eukaryota, Metazoa, Chordata, Mammalia, Rodentia, Caviidae. Gene Ontology annotation, biological process: signal transduction; regulation of immune system process.
AUGAAGCCAUCCUCUGGCCUUCCCAGCAGAAGGUGCAUUCCCUGGUGGGGGCUCCUGCUCACAGCCUCACUUUUAACCAUCUGGAGCCCACCCACCUCUGCCCACCUCACUGUUGAAACUGUGCCCUUCAUUGCCACUGAAGGCAGUUCGGUUCUUCUGCUUGUCCACAAUCUGCCAGAGAAUCUUCGACUCUACCGCUGGUACAAAGGGGAAAAUCCAGUCAGCAGCCAUAGAAUUGCUGCUUAUGUGAUAUCCACUCAAGCAACUAAACCAGGCUCUGCAUAUAGCGGUCGAGAAACAAUAUACCCGAAUGGAUCGCUGCUAUUCCAGAAUGCCACCCAGGAAGACACUGGGUUCUACACCCUACUAGCUGUAAAUACAAUUCAUCAGACAGAACAAGCCAUUGGACAGGUCCAAGUAUACCGGAUAUUACCUAAACCCGUCAUCACAAGCAAUAACUCCAACCCUGUGGAAGGUAAGGACUCUGUAUCACUAUUCUGUACACCUGAGAGUCAGCAUACAACUUACCAGUGGUGGAAAAAUGGUCAGAACCUUCCAGACAGUGACAGGCUGAUGCUGCUGAAGAACAACAAAACUCUCGCUUUACUCCAUGUCACAAGGAAUGACACAGGAUCCUAUGAGUGUGAAACCUGGAACCCACUGAGUGCCAGCCGAAGUGACCCAGUGACACUGAAUGUCCUCUAUGGCCCGGACGUCCCCAUCAUAUUGCCCAUGGACUCAUAUUUCCAUUCAGGGAGAAACCUCAGCCUCUCCUGCCACGCAGACUCUAACCCGCCUGCAGUGGUUACCUGGCUUUUCAAUGGGAGGAUCUUGAAAUCUGCAGAGGAAAUUGUUAUUCCCAAAAUCACCAUAAGUAAUACCGGAUACUAUACCUGCCUUGUCCAUAACUCUGUCACACACCUCAGUAGAACCACAGUCAAGAAUAUCACAGUCUUUGACCAAGUGACAAAGCCUGCCGUCAGCACCACCAGCACCACAGUCACAGAAGAUGCUUCUGUGGUCCUCACCUGCCUCUCACGUGACACUGGCACCUCCAUCCAGUGGAUCUUCAAUGAUCAGAUUCUGAAGCUCACAAAGAGGAUGAAGCUGUCUGAGAAAGACAGCACCCUCACCAUCGACCCCGUCAAGAGGAAGGAUGCCGGGUCGUAUCAGUGUGAGGUCUCCAACCCGGUCAGUUCCAGCAGGAGCAGCUCCCUCUGGCUGGAUGUAAAGCAUGAUGCACUCAUGGACUCUCCUGAUAAUCAAUAA